Molecule: messenger RNA, 642 nt
Organism: Procambarus clarkii (red swamp crayfish)
Lineage: Eukaryota; Metazoa; Arthropoda; Malacostraca; Decapoda; Cambaridae
Source: RefSeq, a predicted model, not a curated record
AUGGGUUAUUAUUGCUGUUUUGUGAUCCAGGUGGAUUUCUAUGAGUGUUUUGUGAUCCAGGUGGAUUUCUAUGAGUGUUUUGUUAUCCAGGUGGAUUUCUAUGAGUGUUUUGUGAUCCAGGUGGAUUUCUAUGAGUGUUUUGUGAUCCAGGUGGAUUUCUAUGAGUGUUUUGUGAUCCAGGUGGAUUUCUAUGAGUGUUUUGUGAUCCAGGUGGAUUUUUAUGAGUGUUUUGUGAUCCAGGUGGAUUUCUAUGAGUGUUUUGUGAUCCAGGUGGAUUUCUAUGAGUGUUUUGUGAUCCAGGUGGAUUUCUAUGAGUGUUUUGUUAUCCAGGUGGAUUUCUAUGAGUGUUUUGUUAUCCAAGUGGAUUUCUAUGAGUAUUUUGUUAUCCAGGUGGAUUUCUAUGACUGUUUUAUCAUCCAGGUGGAUUUCUAUGAGUGUUUUGUGAUCCAGGUGGAUUUCAAUGAGUGUUUUGUGAUCCAGGUGGAUUUCUAUGAGUGUUUUGUGAUACAGGUGGAUUUCUAUGAGUGUUUUGUGAUCCAGGUGGAUUUCUAUGAGUGUUUUGUUAUCCAAGUGGAUUUCUAUGAGUAUUUUGUUAUCCAGGUGGAUUUCUAUGACUGUUUUAUCAUCCAAGUGGAUUUCUAA